Peromyscus californicus insignis is the source of this 5894-nucleotide messenger RNA. It is a transcript of the gene Zbed3, whose product is annotated as zinc finger BED-type containing 3. Gene Ontology annotation, biological process: regulation of transcription by RNA polymerase II. Gene Ontology annotation, molecular function: transcription cis-regulatory region binding. The transcript is spliced from 2 exons. The coding region runs from base 3627 to 4409 and encodes 260 amino acids. The record is from RefSeq and is a predicted model, not a curated record. NCBI's taxonomy places the organism in Eukaryota, Metazoa, Chordata, Mammalia, Rodentia, Cricetidae.
CCUCGGGGACUUCGGGAGACCCCUGGGCGUGCUGCUCCCGGGCGGGAGCCGCGAGUUCUGCCGGGGGUGCCUGCCAUCCCUGGCUUUGCGGAGAGGCCUCUGGGCUUCCCAGUUUCCCGGGGAAGAAGGAAAAACCAUCCCGGUAAAGUUGCCCUGAAGAUUGACUCUGAGCCCCGCCGGUAGCUGUGCGCCCUGCAGGGGCCUCUUGCACGAAUUGUGACUUAGUUCGUGUUUCCGACUUGUGCCGGGAAGAAAACCGGUGUGAGCCAGUAUCCCCCUCCUCCACUAGACACAAACAAAAGAGUUCCCGGAUCCUUCCCAGCACGCUGGAGCUGGUGGCUGUGUAAGCCGUCCGUGACCCUUCCCAAAGCUUUACUAAACAGGCUGGGGUUUUCCUCAUUGGGAGAAAUAAGUUCUUGCCAUCGCUGAGAUCCGGGGUUUAGGACAGCUGUUAAAGGAUUAGUUUCAUAAAUUGAAAUAAUUAGUGUUAUUCCUGAUUUUUUUUUUUUUUUAAGACAGGGUCUCACUGUAUAUCCCUGGGUGACCUGGAACUCGCCUGUAUAGACUAGGUCUCAGGGAGACCACUUGCCUCUGCCUGCCAAGUGCUGGGAUUUUAAACAUGGGCCACCACUCCUGGCGAUUUCCUGCACUGUAUUAGUACACCUUUUGGCCUCCAAAAUAGUUCGAGGCAAGUGACAAAAAGUAUAGGAAAUUGUGUAAAAAUACCAAGAGUCCAGGUAAUUCUCAACUUAAAAAUCCUUUAAGUUACAAAGGUCUUCAAAGUGGAGCAUUUUUAUUUUGUUUCACUUCGUUAAUUUUUUUUUUUUCAAGGCAGGGUUUCUCUGUGUAGCUUUGGAGCCUGUCAUGGAACUGACUCUGUAGACCAGGCUGGCCUCCAACUCAGAGAUCGGCCUGCCUCUGCCUCCCGAGUGCUGGGAAUAAAGGCGUGUGCCACCACCAUCUAGCAGCAGAGCAUUUUUAAAUCCUUAUGAUUCCUUAGAAAUGGGUGUCUUCAAGAUAAACUGGAUCACCACCUUUUCCCAAGGGAAUGAAUAUAUAUAUAUACACACAUAUACAUAUUGUAUAUGUAUAUAUAAAAUAAACUAAUGCCCAGAUGCAAUAAAGAUCCACUUUAGGGCAUAAUGCUUUAUACUUUUCAUUUUAAAAUGCAUUAACAGAGUGCUUUGCUGGCCUUUAGCUAAUAGUAGAAAUAGCUGAGAGUUCAGCUUAAAACAUUAAGGUAACAUCAUUAGCUACGGGUCCAGUGUGUGUCUUGUUUUGUUUGUUUUAUAGCCCAUAUAUAACCUUCUUCUAAUAUUUUCACACUAACCCGUUAUUUCACAAUACAUUUUACACUUUGCAGUCAUUUUUACCAACUUCAAAAAAGGAUUUAUUUUUAUGUGUAUGCCCCGACCCCGUGUGUGUGUGUGCGUGCAUGUGUGUGUGUGUGUACGUGUGUACACAUGAGGGAUGCCUGUGGAAACAGAUUGUCAGAUAGAGCUGGGUUACAGGCUAUUGGGACCUGGAUGCUGGGAAUGGAAUGCUGGUCCUCUGGAAGAGCAGCAAGUGCUCUUAACCACUGAGCCAUCCACUCUCCAGCCCCUUUACUGGCUUUUAAUUUCAUGUGUGCCUUCUGGCUGAUGAUUACAGACUAAUUUUUCUAGUUGUCUGGGUCUAUAUAUAAAUAUAUGAACACAUGGCAGGAAACGAAUAGGUUCGAGGAGAUGGACAGAUCACAGGUGAAUGGAUUGUAGUUUCCUUGACACGUCAGCUGUUGUGGCUAAUUGUUCAAUUGUUGUGUUCUGCUCCGAUUUAAAGCACUGUUGGAUGAAGGAGACGAAAGUGCCGUAGUGUUUCCACAUCUGUGGAUUUCAUAAUCGUGUCCGCUUCUCAUGGUAGAUCCAGGCUCAAUCAGCACAUGUUUAUUACUCCGCCCGGCAAACUGAGGUGAUUAGCCUUGACUGCAGGACAAAGAGGACUGAACCUCCUCACUUGCCAUUUCCUUUGGAAAACAUUUCCUGGUUCUUUGGCCUCUAGCCUACCCAGUUCUUCUAAGGUGUGCAAGCAUAAGCAUACACUAGUGAAAUCAAUUUUCGUGGGUCGUUUGUAGAACGGCCCGUAUGAAUUACACAAAGCAAGGUGGUUCUGAAAUAAAGGCGUACUUCCAAGCAGGGGGCUUUGCAGCGAAUGGUGGAAAAGAUCGGGGAGAUGCUCCUAGGUACGGGGUGAGGAGGUUUAUUGUAGCGAUGAGGGAGAACACAGCCAGAGGCAUCUGGAAGGGUCCAGACUGAACCGGUUCGUGAGGGGUAGGGGGAAUGAGAGAGGAAGAGGGGAGGAGAAAAGAGGCUGAGAGGCCAGAAGAGAGCCAGGAGGGCAAGACACCAAGAGCCUGGGUAGCCAAAAUGGCUGAGGUUAUAUAGGGAUCAGAGACUGGAGGGAGGGAAGCCCAGCUUCCCUUGAGCUGGAGGGUUUAAGGUCGGGACAAACUGAGAAGUGUAACAGGUAUUGUGCUGUUGAGAGAGAUGCCACAAGGCCAUCCUCCCCUUUGAUAUGUUAAAUAGGCACCUCAGUUAGCUCUUUGUCCUGAGUUUGAGACCUAAUAUAGUUUUUUUUUUCCUUAUUAAGUCCAUUUAUAGGGGCUGUAACUCAGUGCCAGAGCAUUUGCCUAGUGUGUGUGAAUACUGGGUUCAGUCUCCAACAGCACAGAAAGAAAACAAAAGAACCACUGCCAACAAAAGAAUUAAUAGAGAUUGUGCUUCUAUGGUAAUAGGGGAAAUGUCGGCUUGUCUUAUGACAAAUUUUAUAGUCAUACAAGUAUACAUGUAUAUGGUCAUAUGUAUAGUGUAUAAGAAGACCAUGCUAAUAGCUUUCUAAAAGUUUUGCAUUUGUUUUUGUGUAUGUGUGUGGGUGCCCAUGUGGGUAGAGGUCUAAGGAUAAUUUGUGGGAGUUGGUUCUCUCCUUAUACCAAGUGAGUCCCAGUGCUCAAACUCAGGUCAUCAGGCUUGGUGGCAGGUGCCUUACGUGCUGAGCCACCUCAGCGUGUUUUAGUGGCUUCCUUCAGCUUCUGGGUUGGUACUUGGGGAGGUCAUACUGAGGACUCUGGAUUUAACCUGAUAGGUUACUAAAAGAAUAGAAUUUCUCAGGAGAGACUCCAAUGCAGGAAUAAUGAAUGGGAAUCUGUUAUCUCCCACAGAUGUAAGCUUACCUGUCCUCCUUCCAGAGAACAGAUCCCCUAGUGAAGCUCAGCCACUGGAGAAUUAGAGGCAAAGCUCCCAAUGCUCCCUUCUUGCCAUGAAAGACUUCACAUUGGCCUUGUCACCCUUGAAAUUGGAUGCAAAAGUUCCAUUGCUAAGUUGCUGUGGCUAAGUUGCAUUUACCCCAGCAGUACUUUGGUGUAGCUUGACUGUGUUUCAUGUUAAAACAGUGACUCAGACGCCGAGUUAUAGACUAACAAAGUAGAACUCAUUUGGAGCCAAACCCUGAUCUAACCUUAACCAAGGAUAUCGGAAUUAGCACUGGAAACAUCUCUUCACCCCCUCCCAGGUGGUGAGUGAGUUACCAGAAGGCAGAGUCUGUGCUGCUCUUCUGAGCUGGUCGGCAGCAGGCUCCUGUGGAACUCUGAGCAGAUGCAUAGUGAACAUUUGGACGAGAGAGCGGGAUGGAACACUGCAGAAGGAAUGAGGAGUGAAGAGCCCCUGGAGACCAUGGAAGACAGCUGGAGGCCUGGUGACAGCACAGGCCAGGGCGGCCCCUGUCCCGGGCUGGCACCCGCCGCUCCGGGCCACCUGGGGACGCCCUACACCGAGGCCUGGGGCUACUUCCAUCUGGCCCCGGCUCGGCCCGGGCACCCGACGACGACGGCGACGACAACAGGCACCUGGGCCACCUGCCGGCUGUGCGGGGAGCGGGUGGGCGGCCAGCCGGGCUUCCAGGCGUGGACGCGGGCGCUGUGGCGCCACCUGAGCGGCGCGCACCUGCGGGAGCUGGAGAAGAGCGGGGCCCGGAGCUCGCCGCCCGCCGCGCCCUGCCCUGCGCCGCCCGGCCCCGCCGCCGCCGCCGCCGCGGCUGCCGAGGGCGACUGGGCGCGCCUGCUGGAGCAGAUGGGCGAGCUGGCGGUGCGCGGCAGCCGGCGCGAGCUGGAGCUGGCGCGGCGCGAGGCGGCCCUCCGGCAGGCGGAGCGCGCGCUGGAGCGCAGGCGCAGGGCUCUGCGGCAGGAGGAGCGGGCCGUGGCGCAGGCGCGGCGCCAGCUGCAGGCCGAGCGCGAGGCGCUGGGCGCCUGGCUGCGGGAGCGGAGCCCCGGGGCUGGGGUCCCGGCGCCGCCUUCGCCGCCGCCUCCGCUCCUCAAGGAGGACCCUGACGGGGACGUCCUCGGCGGCGGCGACGACGUGAUCACCAAGGUCCUGCUGUAGCGAGGCCGCUCCAGGCGCCCUGGAUCGGGUGCACGGGAUGGACCGCACCGCACCGCAAGAGGAACCGGCUCCAGCAACCUCUGCCUAAGUGCCUUAGGGCUGGAGGCUUUUAAAGCCAGAAGGUUCGCUAAACACCAAAGACUCAUCACAUCGCCUGCCUAUAAGCCUUGUAGGGAAGGGAAGAUGAGGGGUUUUUUUUUUUAUAUACAGGAAUCUGAUCUACUCUUUCCUAAUGUUUAAACUUGGCCCAGCACCAAGUUCCAAAACGGGACUUUGAGUUUCACUGACUCCCUGGCUCCCUGCCUUCAGCAUCUGUAGAACCCCCGCAUUGGGCCAGUCCCAGAGAUACCCCUCUUUUCUCUAGUCACCUCACAUGGCUUCCCCCUCCACCCAAGGCCAUGAGUACCUCUUUCCUUAACUCAUCUUUCCCUGGAUGGGACUCAGUGGUAGGUAUAUUCUUCCAUUUCCUGUCUCACCCCUUGCCACCAAUCUAGCGAGACAUCAUCUGUCACUAGAAGAGCAGUUCCGUGCCCCCAUAGGCCCUCAAAGACCUCUCCCUGAACCAAAGGAGAAACCUGAGGCCACGUCACCUUACAGCAUCAACCCGUCUCAUUCCCUCCCUUUCUCCAGCCUGCUACCCCCGAAGGUCAAGAAGCCCUUGUUGCCCACACUCGCCAUGUCCCAUUCCACUGGUCCCUUCCCAUGUGUCACUGCCUGCUAAGCUACCACCCAAAACCAAAUAUGGUUUUCCACAGCCCUUGUCCUUCUUUUCUGAGGUCCCUUCCUUUGAAGUGGAACAUGCUUUUCUAAAGUGGUCUGUGUUUUUUUGAGACAGAGUCUUUCUAUGUAGCCCUGGCUGUCCUGGAACUCACUAUGCAGACCAGACUGGGCUCGAACUCAUAGAGAUCCACCUGCCUUAUCCUGAUCACUAAGACUAAAGGUGUACACAGUUCCCAAACUGUUUUUACUCAAAUUUUGUCCUGAAGUUUUUUUUAACUUGAACCUUCUAGGAAAAGUUGAAAGGUUAAUAAAAUUUUAUAUAUAUAUUUGGUUGUUUUUAUGGGCCAGCUUCUACUUUCAGCUCCUGGUCCAUUUCCUUAGAGAGCUUAAGUAACUUCUGCCAGCAACUCACUGAGCUAUCCCAGCCUUGACUGUUCGCCCUGGAUCUGGACAUUUAUGCCCAGUUGCCUGUUCCGUGGCUCUUCCCACUGCUUGCAUAUCUGCCACUACUAACACCUGAUAACUAGCAUUUUCUGGGAACCCAGCAUUAUCAAGCACAGCAGCUCCAAGGAAAAUGUCAGCAAGGUCUCAGUGGGUAAAGGUGCUUGCUUCCAAGCCUGAAGACCUGAGUCCAAUCAGGAUCUGACCCACAUGGUGGAAGGAGAGAACCGAUUCCUGUAAGUUCUCCAAUGUCCAUGCAUGUACUACGGCACACCCACACAUACUAAAUAAAUGCAAUAAAUUUUUUUUUUCUGAGACAGGGUU